GAAGCACCAGCCUGCAAUUGGGACAUAUUGCCUACAGGCGAUGUUGCUGUGACAGUGGAUUUUUGGAAUAUCCAGGUUGCUGCCAUGUGUCCUAACGAGCACUUGCCUUAAGCAUAGACUUUGCUUUUGCCUCCUUCCCCCUAACUUUCGCAGUGGCAAUGAAAGGAAAGAAAACCAAGUGCCUUGCCCAGAGCCAUGCGUUGAAGGACCAAUUUGCUCCUAAGCAAAAGGCAAAACGAGUUAACCACAACCCAUGAAUAUCCACCCACCUUCACAUUCCUAGCCGGAGGGCGUUGUAUGGUGCCUCUCCCUAUCUUAACUAAAUUUAAAAGCCUGCUUCGAAGAAGCUCCCAGCCUGCCUGAAAUCCAACGCUGUCCCUGAGAUAGCUGUAGGAUCCACUCUGGAGUGGCUCAUGGUGUUCAAAAUGCCCCCGGAUGAGGGAGAGCCCCAUCCUUUUUUUGGCUGUUAUAGCCUCGCGUUCCCUUCUGUCAGCUGUGCUUUCUGUUUUGGGGUCAGGGACCCAGGCUGCAAUACCAGGGACUGAAUUUGCAGGUGGCUCUAUGAGCAUAUGUGCAGUUUGAUUUUACUUUAAAAAGAGGCAGUAUUUUCAGGAUGUGUCAGUGAGUCUGGGUUAGACCACGCUGCCUUCACCUCUUUCGUGCUAUGAGGCCACGCUGAGAGAGUUGGAGUUGUUCAGCCUGGGAGAAGAGAAGGAUCCAGGGAGAUCUUAGAGCGGCUUCCAGUGCUGAAAGGGGCUCCAGGAAAGCUGGGGAGGGACAUGGAGUGAUAGGAUGAGGGGGAAUGGCUUUAGAUUGGAAGGGGGAAGAUUUAGGUUAGACAUGAAUCCUCUGUGAUAAGGGUGGGGAGCACUGACCCAGGUUGCCCAGAGCAGUGGUAGUUGCCCCAUCCCUGGAGGGGUUCCAGGCCAGGUUGGACGGAACUUGGAGCCCCUGAUCCCAUGGGAGGUGUCCCUGCCCAUGGCAGGGGGUGGAACUGGAUGGGCUUUGAGGUCCCUUCCAACCCAACCCAUCCUAUGAUUCUAUGCUUGGGAUGUUGUUCUUUUUACCUUUGGAACAGAGGUGUGAUAAAAUAAGCAUUCUGAAAAUAACCCUCCAGUCUUAAACGUUCUUCAUGGCUUCUGGGAUCAGGGAACAGUCAAGUGAUGCCCAGAAAUGUUCCUCUGGAAACCUGCCCUGCCCUUUCAAGUGCUUCCACCACUUUACAACAUAUGCCUUGUAGCUUCAGUACUUUGCUUUAGGCACAAUCAGUGAGCAAGCUCAUCCCUGUGGAAGUCUAGGUGGAUUCAAGUUAAUUUGCAAAGCGGCGUUCAAAAUGUGACCAGCGGAGUAAUAGGGUGAGAGACUUAAACCUGAAUAUAGCUGCUAAUCCUGUUUAAUUCCUUUAAGCCUUGCAGACCUGUUCCACUUGCUGUGAGUUGGAUACACAGUGGUCUCUGUAAGGGAGAGACAGCAGAAAUGCAGUGGCAGCAGGAAUUAGCUGGGAGUGAGUCAAACCGGGGCUGGUUUGUUGAUCUGGGGAGAGGGAACUCCUCUGGAAAGCACUCAUGUGGGAGGAGGGCUGCUGCGCCAGGUAUCGCCAUCGAACCCGCAGUGACCGCAGAAACUCUUCCUCCCCAUUUUAUAAGGGGAAAUCUGAGUGUGCUAAAGAAGAAGUGGGAGAAUCCAGUGCUGGGAACAGGGGCUUGGAAGGAAACGCAACGCAGCAGCUGUGCUGAGGUUGGGCACAAAGCCGGUAGCUCCGCUUCAUCCCAGGACACAGAGCAGAGCCCAGAGGUCAGCGUCCCUUCGGGCACCUCUGUCCAACUGCAGUGUCCCGCGAGGGACAGCGGGAAGCUUCGAAGCCGUUCACCGGAGAGUGGCAGAAUGGAAAACGGUCCAAGAGAGGUGGAGAAGCCCGAAGUCAGCGAGAACACAGACUCUUCGGGGAAGAUUGAGAAAUACAACAUCCCGCUAAACAAGCUCAAGAUGAUGUUUGAAAGGGGCGAAGCCACUCCAAGCAAGCAGGUCCCCAGGGAGCAGAGGAAGGUAGCAGGCAGCUGGAGGAUUUCUGAAAAUAGCCUCUCUUCAGAGGACAUUGAUGUUGGCCAAGGAGAAAAGAGCCACGGCGCAUCAGGACAUCUUGUUGAUACCAGUCCAGCGCUCAGCCCAGAGAAGAUGGAGACCAAGAGAAGCUUGGACAUGCCUCGCUUAGCAGAAACUUCAAUAAAGGACAGGCUGGCAAAGUAUCAAGCAGCUGUGUCCAAGCAGGGCAGCUCCCCAGGUCUCACCGUCGUGAAUGAGAUUCAAGGCAGCGAGAGUGAACUCAAGCAUUACAGAUCUGAGCAGAAGGAGAACGUGCCACCAGGUCCUGAGGAUUCAGUUUCCCAUCAGCAUGGGGAGAAGGGUUCUGCAGGGGAGAACAGCUUGUCUUCCCACUCUGCUCUUCUGGAGGAUGGCAAUGCUGGACAAAACUUGGAGAACGAGACAGAAGUUCAGAAACCGGUCAGCACGAAGCAGCAAAACUUUGGUUCUAAACCAAUUGGGCAGACAGACGCAUCUCUGCCAAAAGCAGUGAAGAAGUUUCAAUUGCCGAUGAAGGAAACCUGUGUGGGGUGUCAGAAGACUGUGUACCCGAUGGAAAGGCUCUUUGCCAACCAGCAGGUGUUUCACAUCAGCUGUUUCCGCUGCUCCUAUUGCAACAGUAAACUCAGUCUUGGGACAUAUGCAUCUCUGCGAGGAAAUAUUUAUUGCAAGCCUCACUUCAAUCAGCUCUUUAAAUCUAAAGGCAAUUACGAUGAAGGCUUUGGACACAAACAGCACAAGGAAUUAUGGACAGGCAAAACUGAAUGUGAAGAAUCCCCAGAGAAAACUGCCCAUGAUGUAAAUGCAGCAGAAAGUCCACAAAGCCCAGGAGUAGAGGAUGCUCCAAUUGCAAAAGUAGGAGUUCUGGCAGCAAGUAUGGAAGCAAAGGCUUCAGCUUUACCUGAAAGAGAAGAGAGACCGGCAGAAACAAAAAAGCUCAGGAUUGCCUGGCCGCCUCCAUCUGACCAAAGUACCCAAGGAAGUGCCUUGGAUGAGGGCAUCAAAGUAUUGAAACCCAAAUGGCCUCCGGAAGAAGAGACUUCCAAGACAGAUCCGCAGGAGGAUGUGGAUCUGGAUCUCAAAAAGCUAAGAAGAUCUUCCUCGCUGAAGGAAAGAAGUCGUCCCUUCACAGUAGCAGCCUCAUUUAGAACAAUAUCUGUUAAAGGCCAUAAAGCAGAGAAUUCAUCUUCUAAGGCAGAGAGAGAUGUGUUGAAAAGAAGUGAGGAACUGGAGAGAGAGGCUGUGGUAGAUAAAAAGCAAAAGGAAAGGAAGUCUGAGAAUAGGAACUUCCAAAGUGCUGAAGAGAAGAAUGUAGAGGAAGAACAGGAAUCAUCUGGUAGCAAAACAGUAGAGCACAGCUUUGUAGAAAAUGGCCAGGUAAAUGCCGAGACAGACGAGGAAGAACACGCUAUGGAAGAGCAGGAGAUGCCAAAUGAAGAAUUCCUUGAACCAAAUUCUCCUAAACAUUCCAGCGUAGCCGAUGUUGUGACUGCUAAGGAGUUGUCUCCUAACCAGAAUCGCAAAUCCCAGGAUGUUGGUUUCUGGGAGGGUGAAGAUAUGGAAGAUCUGUCUGUGGAAGAACAGAUCAAAAGGAAUCGUUACUAUGAAGAAGAUGAUGAAGAAUAAAUUGGCCUUUUACUAGAAAACUUGCUGCAAGGUGCUUGGCCUUUUUGAAUUGGUGUUUUUAGCUUUAACAAACAUCUGUCCUCCAUGAAAGCGAUGCUAUACUGCACAUCGACAGUAAGGGAAUCCAACAAAUUAUCUCAACUGGAACCACACUCUGGACACCUGCAAAGAGUCUAUUUAGGUGCAUGGGAAGGAGUAUCUGGCUGUGGGAUGGCUUCAACCUCUGUCCACAGCACGAGAGCAGAGCUGCUCUCUGCUCCUGCUGUCUUAUCCUUUUUGAGCUUCGAUAUGUACUUCACUAAUCAUUUAUGGAAUCCCACUGUGGUCUCAGCGGUGGUGUGAAACACACAGCCUUCCUGUGAAACACUACUUGACCACUACAAAUGCUACUGCAGAGCUUAGGGACCAAUAUCAAAGGGACUUUCUGGCCUGCUUUAAAAAUGGUGACUUAAUGCACUUUAAUACAUGUAAAGGGCACAACUGGGAUUUUUUGGUUUUUUUUAGUAAUGAAAACAUUUGUGUGCUUACUAUCCAACAACUGUGGCAUCUUAAAACUGAGUGCAAUGUGAUUUUUUUUUUGCUUUCUCAAAACUGCCUGUGAUAAAUUAAAAACUCCCUCCUCUCUUUAUUUUGUGCACCCGGAGCAGUGUGCCCAUUGCUGGAACACAGGUAUUUUAGUGCUUACCCAGAAGCUGUGCUAAGUAAGAGAUCUCUGGGAGGACAAGUCAACAGUUUCACAGUAGCCUGCAGGACAUUACUUCUGCAUUCCAGAUGCAUUUGAAGUGGGGUUUUGCUUUGUUUUGUUUUUUUUUACUUGAAGCUCAUCAUUAAUUUUAAACUGCAAACAAUAUUUUUAAGGCCCUUUGAUGACUUUGAAAUCCCACUUGUACCAAGCUGCCAUAAAUCUUUUCAUUAUGGCUAUGAAAUUGUUGCAUUGCAAAAUAUCUCUGGAAUAAAACCACGUGAACAGUGAAACUUUGAUUGCUCACAUUGAAGCUUUGUACCUUUUUAAACUUGAUUUCAUGUAUUUUACAAAUAAUGCAAUCUUGAACAGGGGAAGGAGGAUGCCCUUUUGUAUUAGCUUUUCUUUGUACUGUAUUCCCAUAAGAAUUAGCUCUUAAGUGUACUUGAGGUGUAAAAUAUUCUGCUUUCUUAACACUCCUACUAAAUGCAAAACCUUCAAUAAAGUUUG
Molecule: messenger RNA, 4900 nt
Organism: Cuculus canorus (common cuckoo)
Lineage: Eukaryota; Metazoa; Chordata; Aves; Cuculiformes; Cuculidae
Gene: LIMA1
Product: LIM domain and actin binding 1
Exons: 9
Coding region: 1477-3708 (743 amino acids)
Biological process (GO): actin filament bundle assembly
Cellular component (GO): actin cytoskeleton; plasma membrane
Molecular function (GO): actin filament binding
Source: RefSeq, a predicted model, not a curated record